AUGUCGACUCUUCGCCUCCGAUUGAAGUAUAUGGACAAGUCUUCAGUUGCAACAAUUCCUAGCGAUGCUUCCGUGCAAAGUUUCCUGGAGACAAUAGCGGCAACAUUCUCUCUUGAUCCGGAUUCCAUUUCUAUAAAGUUUGGAUUUCCGCCUCAAGAUCUCCCUUUAAACGAUAAGGGCUCACCUAUUUCAAGUUUCAUCUCGUCUGGACAACAGAUUCUUGUCGUCAAAUCUCCAUCAGCUACUACCAACCAGCCCGCUCCAGCUCCCAUCAAUCAUCAGGCUGUAUCUAAACCUACUGAAGGUUCCUUCAAUGCAUCAACCUUGCCAAGUAAAGGUGGUUCUAGCAGCGGCUCUCAAGAUCCUCCAUAUGUGAAUACACCACUCGGUGAUAUUGCUCUUCGAGUUAUGCCCGAUGAUAACUCUUGUCUCUUCCGCGCCUUGUCCAAGCCCUUGGGAUUCUCUCCUUAUGACCUUCGAGAAGUGGUAGCUAGCACAAUUUUAUCCAACCCCGAGUUAUACUCUACAGCGGUUCUAGGUAAAGCUCCAAUAGAAUAUGCUGCGUGGAUCCGUAAAGAGUCAAGUUGGGGUGGGUAUAUUGAACUUUCCGUUUUGUCCUCCCAUUUCGACUUAGAGAUCUGCUCCGUUGAUGUUCAAACUGGUCGUGUCGAUUCUUACAAUCCUCAACCAGCCUCGGGUCAGCGGACUUUUAUUGUUUAUUCCGGUAUCCAUUAUGAUUUGGCAGCACUGGCUUCCGUCCUUUGGGACACGGAUGCUGAUAUUGUCUUGUUUGAUGCUUCAGAUGACACGACGUUACCCUAUGUUCAACAACUGACCUCCCAUUUGAGAAAUAUGCAUUAUUACACUGAUACUUCAUCGUUUACGAUUCGCUGCAACACGUGUGGUGCUGGUUUGGUAGGUGAAAAAGAUGCUUCUGCACAUGCUAUGUCUACCGGUCAUGUUCAAUUCGGUGAGUAUUAA
Molecule: messenger RNA, 981 nt
Organism: Schizosaccharomyces octosporus yFS286
Lineage: Eukaryota; Fungi; Ascomycota; Schizosaccharomycetes; Schizosaccharomycetales; Schizosaccharomycetaceae
Product: ubiquitin-specific protease
Exons: 1
Coding region: 1-981 (326 amino acids)
Biological process (GO): endoplasmic reticulum unfolded protein response; protein deubiquitination
Cellular component (GO): cytosol; nucleus
Molecular function (GO): cysteine-type deubiquitinase activity
Source: RefSeq, a predicted model, not a curated record